This is a messenger RNA of Aaosphaeria arxii CBS 175.79, 1456 nucleotides long. RefSeq names its product cytochrome c oxidase subunit I. Lineage: Eukaryota; Fungi; Ascomycota; Dothideomycetes; Pleosporales. The transcript has 2 exons. The record is from RefSeq and is a predicted model, not a curated record. Gene Ontology annotation, biological process: retrograde vesicle-mediated transport, Golgi to endoplasmic reticulum. Gene Ontology annotation, cellular component: membrane; Golgi apparatus. Bases 137 to 1243 code for a protein of 368 amino acids.
UCCAACUUUAUCUCCAGGUCCAGGCAAACUCCACACAUCGGCCCGUUCUCGGGUUCUUCCUACCUCAACAACACCCCGCCCAACGACACUGUCUUUCUUCAUUUUCGAGGCUGAAUAGUCCACUUCGUCCCACGCCAUGGCACGCAUAAAUCUUCCGCCGUUGACGCGCAGCCUGCUCGCCUCCGUCAUCGUCUUCACCAUCUUCAAUGCUGUAUUGCGCCCACAGACCAGCUGGCUCGAGAAGGCCGAGAAGCCGUUGGUGAGCGUGGGCGAUGGUGUGCCCUACCUGGCCAUUGUCCCGGGCGUCUCCAUCAUAUACCCCUGGGUGUUCUUGCUGGCCACGGCAGUGGAACAGAACCUGCUGGGACUUCUAGUGACCGGACUCACCGUCUUCUACGGAGGACGAUAUCUGGAACGCGCGUGGGGUUCCACCGAGUUUACGAAAUUCAUUCUCUUCGUGGCCCUGAUACCCAACAUCCUGAGCUUCCUGCUCUAUGUCUUUGGCUAUGUCCUGUCCAGGAAUUCGAACACUCUAAAUACCACCAUAUCUGGAGGCAUCGCCAUCCAAGCCGGGUUCCUCGUCUCCUUCAAGCAACUCGUUCCCGAACACACCGUCUCCAUCGCCAAAGGUCUCGUCCGCAUGCGCGUUAAACAUUUCCCAGCAAUCUUCCUCCUCGCCAACACCAUCUCCGGCAUCGCAUUGGGCACAGAGACAGCCAUGUUCCUGGCCUGGUUCGGGUUCUUCACUGCCUGGGUGUACCUCCGUUUCUACCGGAUCAGCCCUUCCAUGUCUUCCGCCAGCACCGGAGACGGCUCCGUGAUCAAGGGCGACGCAUCAGACACCUUCUCCUUUGCUCACUUCUUCCCCGAACCCAUCCAGACGCCCGUCGGACAGCUGGGAGACCAGGUCUACAACACCCUGACUGCGUUGAGUGUGUGCACGCCCUUCUCGGCCGAGGACAUCGACGCUGGAAACGAGCAGGCGAGCGCACGCGCGGAAGGGGGUCUUCCCAGCAUCAUGAACCCCAACAGCCGGGGAGGAAAGGGUGGAGCGACUCGGGCAGAGGCGGAAAGGCGACGGGCACUCGCUCUCAAAGCGCUGGACCAACGGUUGCAUGCUGCGGCUGCUCGGGGCCCUGCACCUACGCCCGCGGCGCCCGCAGCCACGGCCCCGUCCGCCAUUCUCGGAGAGACAAAUUACGAACCUGAACGACAUGACGAACCGGUGAAGUCGGCGUCAUGAGAUAGCACGGCCAAUGUACCAUCUACCAGUAAUCCUGAAAGGGCAGGAUGUUUUUCCCCUACUUAACGACAGGGUUGGGCGUGAAUCAUUAGCAUAUGGCGCCAAGCCGGAUCAUCGUUUGGACUGAGUUACGCAGAGAUACCACUUAUUUGACUCGCCUUUGUAUUUUGUAUAUUGAUCCUCUCUUCCAUAGACACGAAACAGAGCACGAAG